Thamnophis elegans (Western terrestrial garter snake) is the source of this 5618-nucleotide messenger RNA. It is a transcript of the gene SFSWAP, whose product is annotated as splicing factor SWAP. The record is from RefSeq and is a predicted model, not a curated record. Gene Ontology annotation, molecular function: RNA binding. NCBI's taxonomy places the organism in Eukaryota, Metazoa, Chordata, Lepidosauria, Squamata, Natricidae. Gene Ontology annotation, biological process: RNA processing; mRNA 5'-splice site recognition. The transcript has 17 exons. Bases 2761 to 5367 code for a protein of 868 amino acids.
AUAUGUAUAUAAUUAUAUAUUAUAUAAUUAUAUAUAUAUAAUUAUAUAUAUAAAGAUUAAGAGCUUCCUUUGAAUUCUGCCUGCUGAGUUAGUCAAGGCACAGCACAUCUUUAAAGAAAAAAUACUACAAACUUUGUAAGUUUAGAUUCCAGCAAAGCCAGCUUUGGAAAUCUGGAAAGCUCCACGAUUUAUCUAAUCUAGAUAAAUCUAGAAAGCUUUGCCUCCGGGCUUUACCUGAUCUAGAUAAAUCUAGAUGUCCCUUCCUCACCUCCCCAAUGUUCUCUUCCUCCUUGGCAGAGGAUUGCUGUGUUGUUUACAUUCCCUCCACCUUGAAGGAGUGGAUCCUAUAUACACUGGGCUUGCAGUACCCUCUUUUCAAACCAAAGUCUUUAAUGACUCCUGUUACAAAUGAAAGAAAAACUAUUUGCAUCUCUGCAAAAAUGUACGCUCUAGGGCGGUAAAGUUAACCCCAUGAUCUGUUAUGCAGUAUGACUUUUUGGCCCAAGCUAUUUUUUUUUUCUCCCUGAGUUUCCAAUAAGUGAUGUAAAGUUAAUGGCCUGUACAGGUUGAAUUCUUGCAUUCUCAUCCUUCCUUUUUACAAUUCAUUGAUGAAUCUUUGUUUUGUUGCUGGUUCCCCCCCCCCCCCUCUUCGGAGCAGCAUAAUAGCAAUCUUUGUAAUAGUGCUGUAGAGAAGGUUAAUCUGAGGUUUUUUGACUUGACUCUUAAAAUCCUCCAGGGGAUUUCACGUUUGACAAAGUAGAACCUUGGUUUCCGAAUUCCAACUAUUCUAAUUCACUUUAGGGCAGUGAUGCCACGUUUAGCGUGAUGGAAGUUGUUCCAUGUAUUGGCUACACUUGUACGGCUUCUGGCAAAAAACCUUGGUUUUCAUUGAUUUGUAGAUAGAUGUUCCAGCUGUUUAGUUUAAUAGUAUUUGUAGCUUCAUGGAAACUCGUUUUAUUACCACAAAAUGGUACAGAAUUUAGAUAAUGGUUCCUGUAAUGCUGUUACGCUUGGGGACUCCUGCUAUUUAAAGCUAAAACUGACAGGUGGAUUCUUUGUCUGGUGGUAAUCUCAUUGUUUUGGAAGAUCAAAGCGUUUCUAUUGGCAUUUUAGUGAAAAAAUGGAUAGCCAAAGGGAUUGAAAUGGCAUUGUUGUUAGCACAAUUCCCCUAGUGUAAAGCAAAGAGUCUGAAGGCUUUGGUUUGAAAAGAGUGUGUGGCAUAUUGUAAGAGCUUGCUUCUUCCAUUUUUAUUUUUGCUUUACACAAUCUUUGUAAGGUCCCAAUUCCCAAAUCAAGCCCUACCGGGAACGAUAAAAAACUCAUUAACGAUGAUUUUUGGUGAAACCUUAAAAAUGGAUUUUCUUUAAACAUUCAGAACAAAAACUUACUGUUGGUAACGCCAUGGCCUAUGUUUUGUAUGAGGCUAUGUGGUGAUGUUUUGUGACUUCCCAGAAUCAAAUUAAAAUGUAAAUUAAACAUGGGUUUGAUAAUCCAGCUUCAUGGUCAUCAUCAGUCAAAGCAAUAGCAAGUAUCAGCCAAUGCUCUUUCACAGUUUCUGAUAGGGCAAGUUAGCUGAAAACUGUAAAAAUGGUAGGAGCAAGCUAUGCAUAUGCUCAUGAUCUUUUAUUAUUUUACAUUUGUAAAUUAAGGAGGUUUGAUAGAUUUAGUCAUUAUAGAAAACUGGCUCUAAAUUAUUGAUUGAUGAUCUUUCAGAGCAGUUGUUUUUUUUUUUUACCUUGCUCUCUGGAAUUGUUUGUUUUUGAGGAAGCAAUAAUGGCAUUGAGACUAUUACAUCUUAGAAGAAAGUUGCCUUUUUAUUCACAAGUCUCUUUCUUUUUAAAAAAUAAAGUCUCCCACUUACAUUAGUUUUCAUCUAACAAGCCUUUUAACCAAACUUCAUAUUCCACGUAUCUCUCGUGGAAUGGACUCGGUUGCUCCCUUCUGCUCAUAUUUUCCCAGCCACAAAGAAAAUAGUUUAAGUCUCAGCCUAAUCCACAGAUUAUGCAAAAAAAAAAAAAAUAAAACAUUAUCAGCUCAAAGAAAUACUUAAGUGGCUUACAAACACAGACAAUUUUUUUUAAAAAAGUGACCAAAUGAAAGAAACACCCCAACGUAAAAUGAUGGAUAUGUAGUUCAGGGGAUCAGCGAGUGUUUCCUGCCAAGAACCUCCUUAAAUUGCACCAAUGUUGCUGUUCCUAUGUAUGUGUGUCUCUCUAUCACAUAACCCAGGACUUCUUUCCUCAGCCGCAUAGCUAGGGGCCGUGCCUAGCCAUGAUUUUACCUCCAAUGGAUCCAGGUUUCUUUGGUGAAGAUUUCUUCUGAGAAUGCAAGACUAGCAGAAAGACGCGAGGAAUUGCCCACCGUUUGGUUCUUACGGAUAGGUAUUUAUGUACUUGGGUUUGUGUAAAUGUAAGUAAUUUGCCUUUGCAGGAAAAUAAAUAAAUAAAUUCCCUCUUGUUACAUAGCUGUUACAUAUGUUGGCCAGGGUCAUUAAGUGGUUGAACCACAAACGGUAAGGACGCAUAGCAGCUGGUUCCUCUUUUUAGAUAGUCCGCUUUUAAUUAUAAUCAGUAACUCCCAAAGGGGCUUGUUUUUUUGCGCUUGUUAACGGAAGUGGGUCAGGAGCGUUGAGUCAGAUUAAUGGGUUCCCUCAUUUAAUUCAGUAGAUGGUUCUUUUAUAGGUGGUAAGUAUCGAUAGAUUUGGCAGGAAGCUGAGCCCGAAGUCCCUUGGCUGACCCUCCUCUUCCUGUUGCAGAUACGAUGGGCGUGGCCACUUGCACGACCUUUCCGAGUACGACGCCGAAUAUUCCACCUGGAACAGAGAUUACCAAUUGUCCGAAGAGGAAGCCCGAAUCGAAGCUCUCUGUGACGAAGAGAGAGGAAGAAUAUAAGAGGCUGAGCGAAGCUUUGGCCGAAGAUGGGUCCUAUAAUGCAGUGGGAUUUACUUACAGUAGUGAUUAUUACGAUCCCUCAGAACCCACUGAGGAAGAAGAGCAGCCGUUCAAGGCCAAAGUGGCUGUAACCAAGGCAGAAAGCACGGAAGAAAACGAAGAGCCAUUUAUCGCCCCUUUGGGAUUGAAUGUACCUUCCGAUGUGGAACUGCCUCCCACUGCCAAAAUGCACGCAAUCAUCGAACGGACAGCGAAUUUCGUCUGCAAGCAGGGAGUCCAGUUUGAGAUUAUGCUGAAAGCCAAACAGGCUCGGAACUCCCAAUUUGAUUUCCUGCGGUUUGAUCACUACCUCAAUCCUUACUACAAAUUUAUUCAGAAAGCCAUGAAGGAAGGGCGCUACGCUGCUUCUUCAGAGAAGAAAAAAGAGGAGAAAAAAAAUGCAAUGGAAGAUGGCGAUGAAGAUGAUGACGAUGACGACGACGACAACGAAGGCAAUUAUCUGCAUCCCAGCCUUUUCGCGUCUAAGAAACGGAGCAGGCUAGAAGAGCUGAUGAAGCCACUGAAGGUGGUGGAUCCCGAUCACCCAUUGGCAGCCCUUGUUCGCAAAGCUCAGGCCGAAAACGCCAGUGCAGCUCAGGCGGGCGAAGGGACAGCUGCUCCAUCGUCCCAAAUGGAAUAUUCUUCUGAUCCAACAAUGGCAGCCAUGUACUACAGCUACUACAUGCUGCCCGAUGGAACGUAUUGCUUCGCCCCACCGCCGCCGGGGAUUGACAUGGCUACUUACUACAGCGCCCUGCCAGCUGGGGUGACGGUGUCGAGCACCACCGGCGUAGCCACCAUCACAGCACCUCCGCCUCCUGGCACGACGCCACCGCCAUCCUCUUCCGAAGCCAGUGAAGACACGAGUGGCGCAUUACCUGGCACAAGCACUUCAGCAAGCUCAAUUCCUCCAGUGGUUGCCGUCAUCCCUCCACCUCCAGAUAUCCAGCCCGUAAUUGACAAGCUAGCCGAGUAUGUUGCGAGAAAUGGGAUUAAAUUUGAGACCAGCGUUCGUGCCAAGAAUGAUCCGAGAUUUGAAUUUCUGCAGCCUUGGCAUCAGUACAAUGCCUACUACGAAUUUAAGAAACAGUUCUUCCUUCAGAAAGAGGCCAGUGACAGCUCAAAGCAGGUUGCCUCUUUGUCGGAGGACGUUUCUACUGACACACCCAGUGCAGCACCUGGAGAGACCCAGUUUCCUGCUGAGCAGAGUCCUGAAGACGCGGAUUCAGCGGUUGAAGGAAAUAAUGCCAAGGAUGCAGCUGCCAUCAAAAUUAGCAAUGAUGGCAAACUGAUAAAAGUGUCAUUUGCACCCAUCAGCUUUGCAAUCCGGGCCAAAGAAAACGACAUGCUCCCCUUGGAGAAGAACCGGGUGAAGCUCGAUGACGAUAGUGAUGAGGAGGAGGAAGAAGGCAAAGAGGGCCAGGAGAACGCCAGUAGCACCUCCAACAGCGCCGCCCUCCUGGCCCCCUCCAGCAGUGCCCCGGAAGAAAAAAAGCCGCAGCUGACCCAGGAAGAGCUGGAAGCCAAGCAAGCAAAACAGAAAUUGGAAGACCGAUUGGCGGCUGCAGCCAGAGAAAAACUAGCCCAGGCUUCCAAAGAAUCGAAAGAGAAGCAGCUUCAAGCAGAACGGAAGAGAAAAGCUGCCCUCUUUUUGCAGAAUCUGAAGAAUCCACUGGCAGACAUGGAAGUUGAAAAAAUGGAGGAAAGUGCCUUUAACCUAGAGACGGUCAGUAAUAUCCCCUGCGCUCUGUUGACCGGCAUCCGGACGUUACCAGUCCUAGAAGCCAAGGUGCCCGAAAGGCCUACCAGCAAAUGCAGAGAUCUCCCCAGAGAAGAAGAGAAAGAGAAGAAGAAGAAGAAACACAAGAAACGAUCCAGAUCACGGUCCCAGACCCCUCCUUCCAAAUACUACUCCUCCUCCUCUUCCUCCAAAGCCAAAUCGCGAUCCCAUUCGAAAGCAAAGCAUUCGCUUCCCACGGCGUACAGAACCGUCCGGCAUUCCAGGUCUCGCUCAAGAUCGCCGAGAAGACGGGCGCACACCCCUGAAAGGCAUCGAGAAGAGAGGAGCGUCCCGACUGCCUACCGUGUGAGCAACAGCCCGGGCAUCAGCAGAAGGCGCACCCGUUCCAGAAGCCCGCACGAAAAGAAGAAGCGGCGGUCCCACUCCCACAUCAAGUCCAAAGCAAGGUCCCACUCGCCGUCCGUCUCACCGGGAAAACAACCUGCCCAUAAGAAUUCCAGUCACUCGGCCAGCAUCUCUCCCGUGGAGAGUCGAGGAUCCAGCCAAGAGCGUUCUGGGGGAGUGCCUUUGGAAAAAGAGGGCCAGAUCUCUUCUGCGAUUGUGUCGUCUGUUCAGAGUAAAAUCACUCAGGAUCUUAUGGCCAAGGUGAGGGCGAUGCUUGCAGCUUCUAAAAAUAUUUCAACCAGUGCCUCUUGAGACGGAAGGAUGGAAGCUCCAGGAGGAACAGAAAGUCCUUGUUAGUGGCGGGGAGACGAGUCUUCCUGCGAUGCCGUUGAGUUGCAAAACUUCCUCCCAGGGGGAAGGGAGCCUUGUAAAUUAUGUUCUGAUUGGUUUGUUUCUCAGUAAGAAUUUUACGACGAGAGGUGCCUGUAUAUUUGUAAAUAGGACAUUCCGGCGAGUGUUACACAAAUAAAAAUGCAGAGAAAUCCUUUUUAUUAGCUAAAGAC